AUGAGAGCGACCACUAGAGUUAAUGUUACCAAUAAGCUUUUCAUCACAACAUUUCUUGUGGCAUUUUCGUCCGUUGCUUUGGGUUCGGUCCUUCCAUGUCCUGCGCACACUUUGGACUCUGACACACCUUUAGUUACUGAACAUGAUGAAAGAGCCAAAAAGAUUGCAGCAGAGAAAUCUUCUAAAAGAUGA
Lachancea fermentati is the source of this 192-nucleotide messenger RNA. NCBI's taxonomy places the organism in Eukaryota, Fungi, Ascomycota, Saccharomycetes, Saccharomycetales, Saccharomycetaceae. The record is from the annotation of a GenBank genome assembly.